GACGCCCUGACGUCGCGUCGGUCUAGGCCAAGUCAAAAUAUUUUGGUCUGGAAUGAAACUACCAAACCAUUUCCCAUAGAUAAUCCAGAGGAACGAAGCAUUCGAAGGCAUACAUACAAACAUAUGCCUUUGCUUGGAGCUGAUGGGUAUCUUGCCAAACAGUGUGUAAUUUGAGGUGUGCAUAGAAGUUUCCCCCUUGUGCUUUGGAGUCUGUGAUGACGACUACAUGGUAUCGUCUAGCAAUGGCACAGAACCAGUACGCCCUGUCUGAACGCCUCAUCCGUGCCAUUAGCGGCUGGACCAUGAACCCACAGGAUACAGUUGAAAGCUUAAUUGCUGAGGGAGCAGACAUCAAUCGAACACAUGGAACCCUACUGCCACUUCACUGUGCGUGCAUGUCAAGGGACAGUGAGUGCGUUAAAUUGCUGCUAAAGAGUGGUGCUGAGGUCAAUCGUGUUGAUGGCUAUGAACGCACUGCUAUACACUACGCUGCAGAGAAGGACCCUGCAUGUUUGUGUGUACUUUUAGAGAACGGCGCUGAGAUCAAUUGCCGGGAUGGAAACUAUGACACCCCGCUGCACUGGGCCUGCUUCCGUAAUAAUGUGGAGUGCGCAAAGUUACUCCUGGAGCACAAUGCUUUGGUCGACGCGCUGGACUUCAAUCACGACACCCCACUCAGUUGGGCCUCACUGAAGGGCAAUCUGGAAUGCAUGAUGUUACUGCUGGAGUACGGUGCUGAGACACACACUACCAACUGCAACGGCUUGUCACCGCUCCACCGCGCCUGCAGUAUGUUUGCCCUGGGCCUGAGCGGGGAGCGAGACCGUCAGUGCUUGAACAUCCUAUCCCAGGCCACUGGACAGAUUGACCUCAGGGAUCACAAGGGUGAGUUCCCACGUGUCAUCAAUGAUGAUUCUGAACUCAAGGCCAUCAUAACGGGUAUCUGCUGCUCACCUAGGCUCCUCCGUCAGCUGUGUCGUUAUAAGAUUCGUCAAUCAUUGAUAGGUGGUAACAGACAGAAACUGAUGGGGCAGCUACCCCUUCCAGCUCCUCUGCAAAGAUACCUUCUGUUUCAGAAUGGUGAAUGAUUUUUAUGGCUAGUAUAGUCUCAGCAGGCAAAAUAAAAGCCCUAAUUUUUUAA
This is a messenger RNA of Patiria miniata (bat star), 1141 nucleotides long. It is a transcript of the gene asb8, whose product is annotated as ankyrin repeat and SOCS box protein 8-like. Lineage: Eukaryota; Metazoa; Echinodermata; Asteroidea; Valvatida; Asterinidae. Gene Ontology annotation, biological process: intracellular signal transduction. Gene Ontology annotation, molecular function: protein binding. The record is from RefSeq and is a predicted model, not a curated record. The transcript has 4 exons. The coding region runs from base 216 to 1088 and encodes 290 amino acids.